Messenger RNA from Colletotrichum karsti, 1179 nucleotides. RefSeq names its product pap2 superfamily protein. Gene Ontology annotation, molecular function: phosphatidate phosphatase activity. Gene Ontology annotation, biological process: phospholipid metabolic process. The record is from RefSeq and is a predicted model, not a curated record. NCBI's taxonomy places the organism in Eukaryota, Fungi, Ascomycota, Sordariomycetes, Glomerellales, Glomerellaceae. The transcript is spliced from 2 exons. Bases 1 to 1179 code for a protein of 392 amino acids.
AUGCCUAGUCUAAACCCCUUCGCCCGUCGUCAUCACGACCCAGCAACACCUCUGCCCACCCAUCACCGGCGGAGCAGCGAUGACACGAAGGUCAACGAGCGCUGGCAUGCCCGAGAGACAUACACAAUGGACCGUCGACCGACCUUCAUGCAGUGGUUGAAGGUGACAUGGCUGGACAUCUUGACCAUGAUAGCCAUGGGAGCUACCGCUCUAGGCGUAUUCCGAGCGCACCCUCCGGCCCAUCGAAUGUUCCCGAUUACCUUCGAAGAUGGCGAGAUCGUAUACCCGCAGUUUGCAUACCCUCACAUUCCACAAUACAUCCCGAGCCACGCCGCAACGGCUCUGGGAGUCGGCGUCCCUAUCCUCGUUAUCCUGUUGUGCCAGAUUCGCAUUCGAUCAUUCUGGGAUAUCAACAAUGGAAUUAUCGGGCUGCUGUACGCACAGCUAGGGUCAGCCGUUUUCCAAGUCUUUAUCAAAUGGCUCAUUGGCGGCCUGCGACCCAACUUCCUGGACGUCUGCAAGCCCGACAUCAGCAAAGCCUCACAGCCAGGAGGCAAUGCCACCGGUCUGGAGGGCACCGGCUACGGCGGUCUCAUGUACACCUACGACAUUUGCACAACGGAAAUGGGCGGGUCUCUAUCCAAUGCACUGGAAUCUUUCCCCUCGGGCCACACGACGUCCAUGUUCUCUGGCAUGGUGUUCCUCUACCUGUACCUCAACGCCAAGCUAAAGGUCUUCUCUAACUACCACCCAUCCAUGUGGAAGCUCAUCCUGACCUACGCCCCGAUCCUUGGUGCCACCCUCGUGGGAGGCUCGUUGACGGUUGACCAGUCCCAUAACUGGUACGACAUCUUGGCGGGCGGACUGAUCGGUACGAUGUUCGCGUUUUCCUCAUACAGGAUGGUCUAUGCGUCGAUCUGGGACUGGCGUUUCAACCAUAUCCCCCUUCACCGCAAAAUGCCUCUCGAAUACGACCUCGACGCUUUUGGAGAUGGUGCUGUAGCGACUCGCAAGGCUGGAUGGGGCAGGAAGCGCGGAACCCGAACUGCUGGUACCGACAAGAUGACUAGGUCGCGGUACAGCACCAGCAGAGACGGCCGUGGUGUUGGUAUUCCCCGCAAGCCGGUAACAUCACACCACGGACACGACCGUCGUCCUUCUGCUGGUGAUAUGGUUUAA